GCGUUUCAUAUAAAAAAUAAAAUAAGUUAACCUUUGAACUGAUACACUCAAAAAUAUCAAAAGUUACUUCAAAUAAGAUUAUAAUUUGUCAACAAAAAUUGCAUGAGAAUUUUAAUUUUAUUUAUUAUUUUAAAAAUUCAUAAAAAAGUUUUUUAAUUAUUUUAAAAAUGUACGCAUUUAAACCACAUGUUUUUACUGAACAUUCGCCGAAUAGUAUUGCGAAGCCUGAAGGAAGAAUGAAAUCAAAAAUUCGAUGCGAUGGUAAAAAUUUGUAUAUUUACAAUGGUAAGGAUCCAACUGUUGUAGAUUACCGAGAUCUGUCAGAUGAUCUUUUAUUCGUUGCAACGAAACCUGAAUUCCGGGAUAUCUGGGUGUACAAUUUAGCUGGGCAGCAAUGGAGAUUAAUGAGGAAUGAAAGUAAUUUACCAGAUAACAAUGAUUUAAUUUUUGGUACCAUUUUUGAAUCAAAUUAUUUAGUUAUUUGCACAAUACGAGUACCUUUUAAUGACGAGCUGUCAAGUCGCAAAUGUCGAUUACAUAUUUGCGAUUUAAUUACCGAAAGUGUACUCGUCCAGGGGACAAGUGGCCAAAUUCCAUAUCCUUCAUUCGCACUUAAUUUAAUUCGCCAUGGAAAACAUUUUUAUACUGUCGGAAUCACAAGAGAUCUUGAAGAAUUUUCUGAUGUAUAUAAACUGAAUAUGGAAAAUGGAGUGUGGGAAGUUGUCUAUAGCUGUCGUGGACUUGAUUCCAAUGAACCGAUUGGUAGAUCAGGUCAUACUUUAGUUUAUGGGAACAGUAUGAUCUAUAUAUUUGGUGGUGCUGGUGAUGGUCCUGGACUUGAUGCAUUUUCUUUUGUCAAAAUUUCGGCGUUUGACUUAGAAAACUGCUGCUGGAAAGUAGUAGAGACUCAUGGUGAUGAGAAUUACAUACCGCACUACCCAACUGAAAGAGAAGACUUCGGGGUGACGAGUUACACUGACCCAGAUUCGGGUGAAAUAAAUGUGGUAGUAUCUGGAGGAACAGUUGAUCAUAAUGAUGCCUUCAAUGAUGUCUGGAGUCUGAAUCUCUCAAGUUUAAAAUGGACAUGUCUUGAGAGAUUUGGUACUGUCUUACCUUGUUAUGUUGAUAGUCAUUCAAUGACUAUUUCUCCUGCUGGAAAAUUAUUCACAUUCGGUGGAUAUAUUUUCAAUAAUGAUAUGGAACAAGGAACUUGUUCUUCUUCUUUAAACUCAACUUGGCUCAGAAUCCCCAAUCUCACAGACAUUUGUUGGGAAGCAGUUUUCCAUUACUAUCCAGACCUGAAAUCAAUGACUGAUGAAGAAAUUAUUUCCCUCGGCAUUCCACCGCAAUUACUCAAGUCGCGUAUUCAUUGAUUAAAUAUUUAUAAGUAAAUUUAGUGUAUUUAUUUUUUUAUUUAUAACACUAGCGCUAAAUAUUGUAAUGGUCAUAAAUUUAUUUUAAUUUAAAUUAAUUAUUUCAGUCGACCAAUUGCUGAUAAAUCUUUUAAGAAUACAGUACAAAUUUUUUUAUAUUGAAAAAUUUUCUCUAUAAAUAUUUGAGAUAAACAAUUCAAUAGUUAAAUUAUUUUUAAAGUUUACUGUUAUUUUUUUAUAAUA
Messenger RNA from Microplitis demolitor, 1616 nucleotides. RefSeq names its product kelch domain-containing protein 10 homolog. Gene Ontology annotation, molecular function: protein binding. The transcript has 3 exons. Bases 168 to 1373 code for a protein of 401 amino acids. NCBI's taxonomy places the organism in Eukaryota, Metazoa, Arthropoda, Insecta, Hymenoptera, Braconidae. Gene Ontology annotation, biological process: positive regulation of stress-activated MAPK cascade. The record is from RefSeq and is a predicted model, not a curated record.